AUGGGUUUGUUGAGCGACACAAAUAUGAAGACGAACCAGUACUCGAAUCUCACGCUAGCUUUUUAUUGCACAUAUUUGGCCUUUGAGCUUCCGACGGGCUUUCUAAUGCAAUGGUUGCCCACGGCAAAAUAUCUGGGCUUCAAUGUGGCAAUAUGGGGCCUCAUGACAACUUUGAACUGCACUGCAAGGAACUUCGGCGGUUUAAUGACCUUGCGAGUCCUUUUGGGCUGCUUUGAGAGUGCAAUUGCUCCAGCUCUCAUCUUAAUCACUUCUAUGUGGUAUAAACGAAAUGAGCAACCCAAACGCUUUGGAAUAUGGUACCUUGGCACCGGAACCGCCUCCAUGAUGGGUGCUCUAGUUGCCUAUGGCCUUCUCUUCUAUACCGGGGACAAUUUCAAAUCGUGGCAGAUCAUGUUCCUCAUCUUUGGGAUCAUCACCAUCGCCGUUGGAAUCAGCAUCUUUGUCUUUCUCCCUGAUAACCCCAUGACAUCCCGUCUCACCCACGAAGAAAAGAUCUUCGCCAUCGAGCGUCUACGCGAGAACCAAACCGGCAUCGAGAACAAGCACUUCAAAUGGGCACAGUUCGUUGAGGUCUUCAAAGACCCACAGACCUAUCUCAUCGCCGUGAUCGUAACGGCAAUGGACGUUCCAAACGCUGCAAUCAGCAGCUUCACCUCCUUGAUCAUUAAAAACAUCGGCUUUACAACCAAGCAGACCGAGCUGUUAAAUAUCCCCAAUGGAGCCGUCAGUAUCGUCGCUAUCCUGAUUACAACGUGGACAGCCUCCCGAUAUGACCAGCGUUGUCUCUGCAUCAUCGCAGCGCUACUCUGUAGUCUCUUGGGCAGUUGCCUUCUUGCCUUUUCGGCCAAAGACAUGAAAGCCACCCAGCUAGCGGAGAGCUAUCUGAUCCAGGCUGAUGGUUCUGCUUUGCCGUUAAUUUAUUCACUUGUCAGCGCCAAUGUUGCGGGUCACACCAAGAAAGUGUCUAUGAAUGCCAUCAUGCUUAUGUCUUUCUGUUUGGGUAAUAUUCUCGGUCCGCUGACCUUCCGAACCAAAGACGCGCCAAAUUACACACCUGCGAAGAUUGGAAUUGUAGCAACCCUUGCGGUCACCAUUGUUACUUCUGUCUUACUGCGGUAUUACUAUAUUUGGGAGAAUCGUCGGAGGAACCAGCAACAUGAGGGGGAAGUUCGCCAGGAGAACUCGGGAUUCUUGGAUAUGGCGGACCGGAAUAAUAGACAAUUUCGCGUGAGUCUUCUGAUCUUUGAUAAUUUGGACUUGUACUGA
This is a messenger RNA of Penicillium longicatenatum, 1287 nucleotides long. RefSeq names its product putative MFS transporter. The transcript is spliced from 4 exons. Gene Ontology annotation, molecular function: transmembrane transporter activity. NCBI's taxonomy places the organism in Eukaryota, Fungi, Ascomycota, Eurotiomycetes, Eurotiales, Aspergillaceae. Gene Ontology annotation, cellular component: membrane. Gene Ontology annotation, biological process: transmembrane transport. The record is from RefSeq and is a predicted model, not a curated record. The coding region runs from base 1 to 1287 and encodes 428 amino acids.